AGCAAGCACAGAGGAACACCAACAGAAAACAAGGGCAUGUCCUCCAUCAAUGAGCUCCCAGAGAAUGUCCUCCUGGAGCUGUUCUCCCUGGUGCCAGCCCGGGAGCUGCUGAGGUGCUGCCGACCAGUCUGCAGCCUGUGGAGGGACCUCAUUGACCUGGUGACCUUGUGGAAACGCAAAUGCCAGAGAGAGGGCUUCAUCUCCAGCAACUGGGACCAGCCAGUAGCCGACUGGAAGGUUUUCUACUUCCUCUGCAGCCUCCGGAGGAACUUGAUCCGAAACCCCUGUGCCCAAGAGGGGUUCAAAUUUUGGAAAAUUGACAAGAACAGAGGAGAUAAAUGGAAAGUAGAAGAAAUACCUAGAGCACACGGAACAGAAUUUCCAGACCCCCAGGUCAAGAGAUGCUUUGUCACUUCCUAUGGUACCUGCCUCAAGUCUCAGAGGGUGGACCUGAAAGCCGAGGGGUAUUGGCAGGAAUUGAUGGACACAGUGAGGCCAGACAUUGUGAUCAAGGACUGGUUUGCUGCCAGAAAUGACUGCAGCUGCGUCUACCGCAUCCGUGUGAAACUGUUGUCAGAUAACCAUGAAGUCUUGGCUGAGUUUAAGCAAGCCCCUGUGUACAUCGAGCAAUGGAGUGGUGCUGAAUGGAGAGAGGUUUCCUACACUUUCUCCAAUUAUCCCCCAAGAGUCCGUUACAUCCACUUCCAGCAUGGAGGCAAAGAUACUCAGUACUGGGCUGGCUGGUAUGGCCCAAGUGUCACCAACAGUAGCAUCACCAUUGGCCCUGAGGUCACCAGGAAACCCAGUCCUGCAGAAGUGGAGGACCCUUUCAGGAGACAGCCUGAGACCCUUACAGCAAAGACUGAGGUUGCCAGUUAGGGAAUGGGGAAACAAACUGUGGUACAUGAAUGUGAUAGAACAUUACAGUGCCAUAGGUAGGGAUGAAUAUGAAGAAUUCAGAGACUUAUAUGAACUGAUUCAGAAUGACACUGGAUAGGCGUGUGACCCUGGGAAAGUUACUUAAGCUCUGACUGUGGAUAGGGGUAUAGUUCAUAAUCAAA
Trichosurus vulpecula (common brushtail) is the source of this 1061-nucleotide messenger RNA. RefSeq names its product F-box only protein 6-like. The transcript has 6 exons. The coding region runs from base 37 to 879 and encodes 280 amino acids. Gene Ontology annotation, molecular function: ubiquitin protein ligase activity; protein binding. Lineage: Eukaryota; Metazoa; Chordata; Mammalia; Diprotodontia; Phalangeridae. Gene Ontology annotation, biological process: glycoprotein catabolic process; SCF-dependent proteasomal ubiquitin-dependent protein catabolic process. The record is from RefSeq and is a predicted model, not a curated record. Gene Ontology annotation, cellular component: cytoplasm; SCF ubiquitin ligase complex.